CAAACAAGUCGAAAUAAAACGGGAAAAGAAAAGAAAAUGCUACCAGCCACAAAGAUCAGAUACAAAUAACAGCCUCCUGCUAAACUUGCAGCGAAAAAUCCUUAACGCGCCACUCCACGCGCGGCCUUUUUUUUCUUUCUCGAAUAGUCUAGAAGCAUGGAACAAUCGAAGACGGAAACCGAGCCGAAGUCCAGCUCAACGCAAUCUCCGGCUCAAGAACCGAACCCGAAAGCGGACCUGAAAGACUCGGAUCUCGCAAUGGAUGCGGAGGGCUUUGUAAUUGUGCCAACAACAGAGCCAGAGAAAAAGGAAGAGAAAGAGACUCAGAUUCCAAAUGAGAGUCAGAUUCAAAGCGAGCAAUCACCGAACCGCACAUCAUCGGGGUCGAGGAAAUCGGUUCAUUGGAGCCCCGAAUUGGUUAGCGAAUCGCCUGCGGCGGAUCACAGCGCCUCCAUGUCCGCUCCUAACGGAUCCAAUCCUUACGUUGCUCACGCUCCUGCUCCGGCAUCUUCUUCGACAUCCAUCAAAGAGAAAAUGGAUAUAAUGAAGGAUGUGUUAGGGAGAUGGGGGAGGAAGGUGGGAGAGGCAACGAGGAAGGCCGAGGAUCUGGCCGGGAACACGUGGCAGCACCUAAAAACAAGCCCGAGUUUUGCUGAGGCUGCCAUGGGAAGAAUUGCUCAGGGAACAAAGGUUUUAGCAGAAGGUGGCUAUGAGAAAAUUUUUAGACAAACUUUUGAAACAGUUCCUGAAGAGCAACUUCAAAAUUCAUUUGCAUGUUACUUAUCCACAUCAGCUGGUCCUGUCAUGGGAGUUUUAUAUGUAUCUACAGCAAAGCUUGCAUAUUGUAGUGACAGUCCACUUUCCUAUAAAAAUGGUAGCCAGACUGAAUGGAGCUACUAUAAGGUAGUUAUCCCAUUACAUCAACUUAAAGCAGUUAAUCCUUCAACAAGCAGAGUCAAUCCUGCUGAAAAGUACAUCCAAGUUAGCUCUGUUGAUAGUCAUGAAUUUUGGUUCAUGGGCUUCUUAAACUACGACGGUGCCGUUAAAUGCCUACAGGAAGCAUUUCAAGCCCAUAGCUUACAAUCUGCGUGAUACUGUUUCUAUUGGCAUAACCGUCACUUUGUUGUAUGAUGUUUUAUCGUGCAAGCAUUUACUCUGUACUACCUGGAAGCAUUUGAUAAUACAUGCUCCUUUGGAAACUCUUAAAUAUUCUAUGGAAAUCAAAAUUUAGGUAACUGUAGAGUUUUAUAUC
Theobroma cacao (cacao) is the source of this 1252-nucleotide messenger RNA. RefSeq names its product GRAM domain family protein (gene GEM). Lineage: Eukaryota; Viridiplantae; Streptophyta; Magnoliopsida; Malvales; Malvaceae. The record is from RefSeq and is a predicted model, not a curated record.